AACCUCACCUCAAUCGAAAUCGGAAAGAAGCGGUCGCCAUUACGUAUCACUAUAACAAUUUUGUAUUUGCAGUCCUAAAAGAAAUUGCUUGUGUCAAAUAAACGCGCGUGAUUUGUUUUGAAUUCUAAAUUGAAAAUUAGUUACUGCGAAUAAAAAGUUUGCCAAAUCUACUCUUUUGGCAAAAUUAAGAUGGCACCCCCAAAAAAGAUAGUAAAACGUCAACAAGAGAUUAUGAUAGACUUCCUGGAACAGAACAUUGAAAUGGCCAAGGGCAUCCCUGUGAGUUCCCCGGUGACCCACGAGGCUAUGAAGGAGAAGUGGAUCAAACUGACAAGAAAACUUAACGCUGUUGAUGGUGGCGAUAAGAAGGCAGUGCAGGGAUGGAAACGUUACUGGUUCACAUGGCGACACAGAUGCAGCAAGAAAGCCGAAAAUGUAAACAAAAUCAAAACAAUGUCUCCGGGUGACCUACACAGGUUCCUGCCUCUGGAUGAGCUGGAAGUUAGAGUCUUGCAGUUGCAUCAGAAGCAAAAAGGUUCUAUACCCAAGGUGGAGUACAUAAAACAGGACUCAGAAUCAGAUAUUGAACACGAGCAGGAUGAAGAAACCCAUUUCCCUGUUAAGGUCCAAAUAAAGGAAAUAAAAACAAUGAGGCCUACAACAGAUUACAACUCUAAAAUAAAUAGUAUAGACCCGAGUACGCCGCCGCCACAGUGGGCGUUGGACUUGGAAGACCGCAGGAUAGCGGCCGAGGAGCGAAUGGCCGACGCGUUGGAGACCAUCGCCAACACCAUGCGAACACAGGAAGAAAGACGCAGCAUGUUGGACGAGAGGAUAGCCGACGCGUUGACAGCCAUCGCUGGCACCCUGCAGGAGAUCAACAGUAGUUCACAACACAGGAACGCUAUGAACCAUAUGCCCACGCAAUCAGAUCAAGAGAGUGCAAUGAAAGAUGUUAUAUUUCUAUAGUCUUUCGAAUAUAUGAAGCUAUGUAAAUAUGUUGUAAAUAACAAUUUAGAUUUUACAAUAUUUUGUUCUAUUAAUACCUAUUAAUUUCCCAUUUAUAUGUAGGUAUAUUAGGAGCAUAUAACUUUUAAUAAUUUGUAAAUAUAAAUACAUACUU
Molecule: messenger RNA, 1123 nt
Organism: Bicyclus anynana (squinting bush brown)
Lineage: Eukaryota; Metazoa; Arthropoda; Insecta; Lepidoptera; Nymphalidae
Exons: 4
Coding region: 190-969 (259 amino acids)
Source: RefSeq, a predicted model, not a curated record